This is a messenger RNA of Tinamus guttatus (white-throated tinamou), 3344 nucleotides long. Lineage: Eukaryota; Metazoa; Chordata; Aves; Tinamiformes; Tinamidae. The record is from RefSeq and is a predicted model, not a curated record.
GUAGAAGCUGAACCCUGUGUCUCUGCUCUUCCCGCAGCAGAUCCGAGCAUCCUGGCGCUUCCAAGCCUCCCUUAAGCUCCUCCAGCAUGACCUCACGGAUCCUGCUCCGGCAGCAGCUCAUGCGUGAGCAGAUGCAGGAGCAGGAGCGGCGGGAGCAGCAGCAGAAGCAGCAAGCCGCCCAGUUCAUGCAGCAGCGCGUGCCCGUCAGCCAGACGCCCGCCAUCAACGUCAGCGUCCCCCCCAGCCUGCCCCCUGCCACCCAGGUGCCCAUGGAAGUCCUCAAGGUGCAGACCCACCUUGAGAACCCAACCAAGUACCACAUUCAGCAGGCGCAGCGGCAGCAGGUGAAGCAGUACCUCUCCACCACUCUAGCAAACAAACAUGCCAACCAAGCUCUGAGCUUGCCGUGCCCAAACCAGCCUGGGGAUCAUGUCAUGCCGCCUGGAACGGGAAGCAGUGCACCCAACAGUCCCAUGGCCAUGCUCACCCUCAACUCCAACUGUGAAAAAGAGGGAUUUUAUAAAUUUGAAGAGCAAAGCAGGGUUGAGAAUGAGUGCCCAGCUCUGAAUACACACUCACGAACAUCAUGCAUGCAGAUGGAUGAUGUGAUUGAUGACAUAAUUAGUCUGGAGUCAAGUUACAAUGAAGAAAUCCUUGGCCUGAUGGACCCUGCCCUGCAAAUGGCAAAUACGUUGCCUGUGUCUGGCAAUUUGAUUGACCUUUAUGGCAACCAGAGCAUGCCUCCUCCAGGGCUGAACAUCAGCAACUCGUGUCCAGCUAAUCUUCCUAAUAUAAAAAGGGAGCUCACAGAGUCAGAAGCGAGGGCAUUGGCUAAGGAGAGGCAAAAGAAAGACAAUCACAACUUGAUUGAACGAAGAAGAAGAUUUAAUAUUAAUGAUCGUAUUAAAGAACUAGGCACUUUGAUACCCAAGUCAAAUGACCCGGAUAUGCGCUGGAAUAAGGGAACUAUUUUAAAAGCCUCGGUUGACUACAUCCGCAAGCUGCAGAGAGAACAGCAGCGCACCAAGGAGCUUGAGAACAGGCAGAAGAAGUUGGAACACGCCAACAGGCACCUGCUGCUCCGGAUACAGGAACUUGAGAUGCAAGCGCGGGCGCACGGCCUCUCCCUCGUGCCGUCGACAGGCCUCUGCUCCCCCGAUAUGGUGAACCGGGUCAUCAAGCAAGAGCCCGUCCUGGACAACUGCAACCAAGACCUCCUGCAGCACCACGCCGACCUGUCGUGCACCACCACCCUGGAUCUCACCGAUGGCACCAUCACCUUCAGCGACAACCUGGGAAAUGUGACUGAGCCGACUGGCACUUACGGUGUCCCCGCAAAAAUGGGAUCCAAACUGGAAGAUAUCCUGAUGGACGAUACCCUCUCCCCCGUUGGGGUAACUGACCCGCUGCUUUCCUCAGUGUCUCCUGGAGCGUCCAAGACGAGUAGCAGGCGGAGCAGCGUGAGCAUGGAGGACACCGAUCAUCCCUGUUAGCAGAUGUUUGCUCUGCAUGGCCUUUCAUAAACUGCUUUUUCUUGAUCAGUAGAUUAAAUAAUUUACCUUUUGUAGAUUUUUUUUUUGAUUUUUUUCCUUUGUGCUUCAUCAGUAGCCUAGUGUGUGUGCGCGUGUGUGUAUAUAUUAUAUAGAGAGGUUUUUUUAGAUUUUUCUUUUGUGGAAGGAAAAAAAAAAGCUUGUAUAUUCUAUUUUAAAACUACCAACGCCUGCAAAAUAUUGUACAGCGUAUGUACAUUAUCUGUGAACUGGAUUAGCCAAGAACUUUGAACUGGUUAAAUCUACUUAAAGCAAUAGAAUUACAUCUGAAAAGUCUGUUUCUACUCAGGCGGGGAGGGAGCAUAGCAGAAUUGUAAAUUCUGUGCAACCCAUUUCCUUGGAAACAAAAUGUAAAGAUAAAGAAUGUAAAGAAACCAAAACAGAGAGAGUUCACUUUGUAAUUAUGUUGAUUCAAUAGUACUGCCUUAAAGAUACAGUGUCCCUCAACCUUUGGUCAUUAUAUCACAAGUGUUUAAACAAAAAUUACUAUUCCACUGAAUACAGACAAAAAAAAAAAAGUGUUGAAACACCCUGAUUGUUCAUUCUGAUAUAAAAUGUUCUUGAUGCUAUUGCUGAGAACGAAGUAGAAAUUGCAGGGAGAUGUGAAUCUCUUCCUCAGAGUGACAUUUAAUUUUACUCUGAGCUGAUUCGGGUUUCCUUUGGAUCAUGGUUGAAGGUUUUUGUUUUAGAUUUUUCUUGUUUUGUAACAUAUAAUGAUGGUUUGCCAAUGAAUGAAGAAGGAACACUGUAAAUCGGUAUCUACUUUUUGGACAAAAAAUGAUACAUUUUAUCAACUGGGCACAUUGUACAUAUCUAAUUGGCUUUACUCUUUUUUUAAAUUGCGUUGUACAGUUUAUUUUGAUUUGCAUGAAUUCCUUAGUUAUUCUUAAUGUUUUGUUUUAAAUAUAUUUGUAUUUCAUUUGUAAGAAUUUGCCUCUUAAUAUUGCAACAAUUUUUUGACAUUUUAAACUCAUUGGAAGUUUUCUGUGUUCUUUGUAAACACUUGAAAGGAAGCUUUUAUGCAGGGUUCUGUGUUUUAAGAGAGAUUUUAAGAAUAUUUUGUAUAUUACAGUCUCACUUUGAAAAUGUUUUUAAACACACUUAAGGUAGAGUGAGUACAAAUUUAGAUUAGGUAAUAAACAAAACAGCUCUGUAGAAAAACUGAACUUACAUAUUUAUUUUUAGUGAUCCAGAAAAAGUAGUAAUAUGCUUGAAAACAUAAAUAUGUAGUUAAUCUACCCGUUAUAGUAAUUUGUGUUUUAUUUCAGCACUGGGGCUGACAUUAAAAAAGAAAAAAAAAAAGAAAAAAAGAAAAAAAGACUAAAUUACUGUAUCUGCAAAUAACUGUUACUUGAUAACAAUGUUAUUAAUUUUUAACAUGCAACAAUGUUGUAAAAGUAGUUUGGUGCAUUAUCUACUCAAGUGUAGUCCUAUGCAAUAACAGUAGUUUUACUUGUAUUAUAUCGAGCCUAGAUGUUUGACAGAGAUGACGUACGGUGUUCCAAGCUAGACGGAUUGAAUGGAUUUCUCAAUAGCAGCCCACAACUGACUUGCAAGCGGCAGGCAAGCGUAUCUCGUUCAGAAUGAAGUGCCUUAAACUCUAGCUGUAGUCUUCCUGGACUAGCACUGACUGAAGUGUGGCAUAGGAGAAAGCUUUCGGGUGACCUUUUCUAGGAAGUUGAAGUGUGGCAUGGUGCCUACGUAGAGAAAACAAGAGCUCCCCGUUCUCCUGUGUGCUACACUGGAAGAUAUAUGUAAUAAUAAUGGUAAAAACAAACAAAAAAACAGGUAGGG